Molecule: messenger RNA, 3047 nt
Organism: Maylandia zebra (zebra mbuna)
Lineage: Eukaryota; Metazoa; Chordata; Actinopteri; Cichliformes; Cichlidae
Gene: tbccd1
Product: TBCC domain containing 1
Biological process (GO): maintenance of Golgi location; maintenance of centrosome location
Cellular component (GO): spindle pole centrosome
Source: RefSeq, a predicted model, not a curated record
GGUUUUGUUUUUUGUUUUUUGCUUUUGUUUUUUGUUACAUGUAUAAGUACAACUAAUAAAAAACGGAACAUUUCGGUGAAUAAAAAAACCCGGGCACCAUGCAUGCUCAUAGUGCAGGCUGAAGCGCGCCCCCGGGAGCUGCGCGCAACAGAUGUCUGCUGAGAUCUGAGUGGAGAGGAGGGCGCCAAAUAGGAAGGACGGCAGAUGUGCGUCUGACAACAAACCAGGAACCACUGCACUCGUCCUCCUCUGUAUACCCACCUAUGAGUCCUUGACCUGUCGGCCCUUUUCUCAUUCAGGCCGAAGAUCCCAGUAACAGGACGAGGACACAAAGUCUGACAACAUGGAGGCAAACGGUGUGAGCAUAUGGCCACGCAUGGAACCGUUCCUACUUGGUGCCCUACAGGUGGCACCGUCCUCCAAGCUAAACCUACACUAUCUUCGAAAGAUGGCUAUCUAUGUGCGAACAAGGAAUGGCUGCUUCCCCAUCCUGAGCUGGCCCAUGUGGAGGCAUAUCGCCUGUGGAAAGUUGCAGCUUCCAGAAGACCUUGCGUGGCUCUACUUUGAGACCUAUGACCUUCUGAUAGGUCAUACACCAGAGGAGAGGCUGGAGUGGGCUGAGUGUCUUUCCCAGUGUUCUACUAAAAGUGAGCUGGACCAGCAGAGGAACAAGUUGUCUGUGGACACUCUGCAGUUUCUCCUUUUCCUCUACAUUCAGCAGCUGAACCGCGUGUCUCUGCGCACCUCUCUGAUUGGGGAAGAGUGGCCCAGCCAUCGCACUCGCUCCCCGUCUCCAUCAGACAGAGAGUCCAAGACUAGCUAUCAGAACAAGAAUUGGGAUGAUCAGGCUCACCUGUCCUUCGUGCAAAGCCAUCUGGCAGAGAUUUUGGAGCUGCUAGUGGAGCCUGGUCAACUGUCGCAAUCUGGACAGGCCCUAAGAGACUGCCAGGUAUCCCUGGACGCUGUGCGGAGCUUGGGUCUGCUUCUGGAGGGCUCAGUUUGCCAAGGAAAAGCUGUUCAGCCCAUUCACCGGCUGCUGACCAAAGGUCCACUCGAAACACAAGCUGGCUACUCCUCGCUCACCCGUUCCUUCCCUCUGCACAAUCUCCUCUCCUGCCUCCAGCGCAGCCUCACUCUGAAUCCCUUUGGAAUAACUGCCUGUCUCCAUUCGGGCAAGAAGCUCGCUUGGGCUCAGCAAGUGGAAGGGGCCAUGAAGAGAGCCAAGAUAGCCAGGAACACCCACAUGGCACCACCUGGUAGUAAAAUGGUGCUGAUGUCCCAAGUCUUAAAACAGACCCUGGCUAAAACUUCAGACAAGCUGACUGGUGCCAACAUUAAAAUCCAUAGAUGUGCUGAUGCCUUCAUAUACCUUCUCUCACCUCUCAGAUCAGUCAGUGUGGACAAAUGCCGUGACAGCACUGUGGUUCUGGGUCCCGUUGAGACCAGCGUCCACAUCCACAGCUGCCAGAAUGUGUGGGUGGUGUGCAUGGCCGGCCGAAUUGUUAUUGGAACUUCCUCACGUUGCACCAUCCAUGCCCUUACGCCCACACGCCCGUUGCUACUGCCGGGAAACACGGACAUUACUCUGGGUCCUUUCCACACUUUCUACCCUUCCUUGGAGGAUCACAUGGCCAGCGUAGGGCUGGCGGUUGUUCCUAAUCUCUGGGAUCAGCCCUUACUUCUGGUGACCGAGGGCCUUGCCAGCCACUCACUCAAUACGUUGUCCAGCCCAGACCCCUCCUGCUACCGCUUGCUGCCACCAUCAGAGUUCCACACGCUGGUCGUGCCUUUUCAGAUGGAGGGAGACACAUGUGAGGUGCCCGGUGGUCUGCCUCCUUCAUACCAGGCAGCUCUGGACGAAAAGAAGAGGAGAAUACAGAACUGGCAGAAGACUGUGAUAGAGGCCCGGCUGAGCAAGGAGCAGAAGCAACAGUUCCAGGAAUUGGUGGAAAUGAAGUUUCAUGAGUGGCUUCUGGAAACGGGUCACAGGCAGGAACUGGACAGCCUAAUCCCACCCACAAUCGCCUCUGUAAAGGACUCUGAUGGGGCAGCAGCAGACACCAACCAAGUGAAUGAUCCCAAACAUAUGAGGACUGGACAGGCAGUGGGGCAGUCAUCCAUGGCGUGUUGAAUUUUACUGUUUGCUUUUUUUGCCAGCAGAAUAAUUGCACCUGUAAAUUAAGGCAGCAUGGCCGUUUGCACAUGCAGGUUACAUAUGGUCUUCUUCUCACACGGUGCUGCUGUGAGUUCUUGCUGCUGGUUAAGCUUUUCCAGCAGCUUACAGUUGUGUCCAAGUUCACAGUUCCUUCUUGAGAAAAGGCAGCUAAAUGUUUGACAUGUCUAAAGUGGGAGUGAAUUGGCUUGUUAUCAAACAACAUCAUGUGCCACACACACUCUGUAAAGAUGAGGCAUGUGUGAAGUCGCCACAUGCUUUAAAGAGACAUUUUCCUGCUUAUUGUCUUCUUCAGAGUGAGGAUGAGGAGGAACAAACUAGGCACAACGAUUAACUGUGAUUGACAGUCGAGUAAAUAGACCCUGACACAUUGUUUUCAAGCAGUCAGUCUGUUUUUCAAACAUAAUUUGGUACCAACUGUCCAUCCAGUGUGUAGGUGAACUUUGUGUUGCAAUAGAGAAACCAAAACCUGUUUGAAUUAAUUUGAUAGACAGCUUUCAGGUGCUGAAUUAUGGGUAACUGUGGUUCAGUGUGGUCAUGGACUAUGAAGCAACAUUAAUAGGAUAGCAGAAAGCUAUGGUUUUUAAGCUAGCUAACUGAAACAGAGCCUUGAUAUGUUGAACUUGCUUCCUAUCACAGCCCUCUGGAGACCCUGUCGUCUCUUCCAUGCACCUACUGACGCCGAAUCUUCUCAAACAGACCUCGUAUACAAGUUUUCUGAGGGAACCUGCUGAGCAUUUAAAGAUGUAGAUGGAGGAUGGAUGGAUGUAGAUGCUGAACAUUUUAAGCACUUCGAAUCUAAAGGGGCAUGUUAGUACCUAGAUCGUAAUAGUAUUAUUUUUUAGAAUAUUAAUAAAGCAUUUUCGUGUGUGUG